Hipposideros armiger (great roundleaf bat) is the source of this 596-nucleotide messenger RNA. RefSeq names its product asparaginyl-tRNA synthetase 1 (gene NARS1). The transcript has 5 exons. The record is from RefSeq and is a predicted model, not a curated record. Lineage: Eukaryota; Metazoa; Chordata; Mammalia; Chiroptera; Hipposideridae. The annotation marks the transcript as partial. Gene Ontology annotation, molecular function: asparagine-tRNA ligase activity; ATP binding; nucleic acid binding. Gene Ontology annotation, biological process: asparaginyl-tRNA aminoacylation. Gene Ontology annotation, cellular component: cytoplasm.
AUGUUAUUUUAACUUGACAGGUGAAGAUUCACGCAUUAGAAGGAUACAGAGGCCAAAGAGUAAAGGUGUUUGGCUGGGUCCACAGGCUGCGUAGACAAGGAAAGAAUUUAAUGUUUCUGGUGUUGCGGGAUGGUACUGGAUAUCUUCAAUGUGUCUUGUCAGAUGAUUUGUGUCAGUGUUACAAUGGAGUAGUCUUGUCCACUGAGAGUAGUGUUGCCGUGUAUGGAACGCUGAAUCUUACCCCAAAGGGCAAGCAGGCCCCCGGGGGCCAUGAGUUGAGUUGUGACUUCUGGGAACUGAUCGGGCUGGCCCCCGCUGGAGGAGCUGAUAACUUGAUCAAUGAAGAGUCUGAUGUUGAUGUGCAGCUCAACAACAGACACAUGAUGAUCCGAGGAGAAAACAUGUCCAAAAUCAUGAAAGCACGUUCUGUGGUCACCAGGUGCUUUCGAGACCACUUCUUUGAUAGGGGUUACUAUGAAGUUACUCCUCCAACAUUAGUGCAAACACAAGUAGAAGGUGGUGCUACACUCUUCAAGCUGGACUAUUUUGGGGAAGAGGCGUUUUUGACCCAGUCCUCUCAGUUGUACCUGGAGACC